This is a messenger RNA of Populus trichocarpa (black cottonwood), 6043 nucleotides long. RefSeq lists its product as uncharacterized. The transcript is spliced from 11 exons. Gene Ontology annotation, biological process: CAAX-box protein processing. The coding region runs from base 129 to 5558 and encodes 1809 amino acids. The record is from RefSeq and is a predicted model, not a curated record. NCBI's taxonomy places the organism in Eukaryota, Viridiplantae, Streptophyta, Magnoliopsida, Malpighiales, Salicaceae. Gene Ontology annotation, cellular component: membrane. Gene Ontology annotation, molecular function: metalloendopeptidase activity.
AGUCACCUUUCACUUCAUUUCAAAUACGAAUACAAAAACGAAAAGCUCCUCUUCCUCCUCCUGAUCCUUCCUGCACUUUCUACCACCUCUUUCCUUAUCCAAAAUUGAAAACUUCUCCUCCCUCCUUAAUGAACACCAAUCUCCACCACCUUAAACCACAGCUCCUAAAUCCACACCCCUUUUUCUCCCCUAAAAACCCUUACCAAUUCCGUUCUUACAAACGACGCCGUCUUAAACCAUGUAGCAGCAGCAGCAACUUCCUAGAACCUUUCAAGAACCUUCUAUCACAAUUCCCGUCACCAAACACUCCCGAUAUCUUGGCUCCUGCUUUAGGCCUCGCUUCAGGCUUAACUCUCUAUCUCUCUCAAUCAAACAAAUUUUCAAAAUCCUCAAACAUCGGCGAGUGGAUUCUUUUUUCUAGCCCGACGCCGUUUAACCGUUUUGUAAUUUUACGCUGCCCUUCAAUAUCGUUCGAAGGGAGCGAGUUUAUAGAAAAUGUGAACGAUAAGUUAGUUAAAGAGGACAGGCAUUUUGUUAGGUUAAAUAGCGGGAAAAUUGGGGUGGGGAGAGAGAGUAGUGAGGGAUUGAAAUUGGAGUUUCAAAGAGUGUGUGUUAAUACGGAGGAUGGUGGUGUUAUUUCGCUUGAUUGGCCGGCGGAUUUGGAGUUGGAAGAAGAACAUGGAUUGGAUACUACUUUGUUACUUGUUCCUGGCACUGCCAAAGGCAGUUCGGAAGACAAUGUUAGGUUUUUUGUCGUUGAUGCUCUUAAGCGCGGCUUUUUCCCUGUCGUUAUGAAUCCUAGAGGAUGUGCUGCUUCACCAAUUACUACGGCAAGGUUAUUUACAGCUGCUGACAGCGAUGAUAUCUCCACAGCUAUACAGUUCAUCAGCAAGGCAAGGCCAUGGACGACACUAAUGGGUGUUGGAUGGGGAUAUGGUGCGAAUAUGUUGACAAAAUAUUUGGCUGAAGUUGGGGAGUGUACACCUCUCACUGCCGCCACGUGCAUUAACAAUCCUUUUGACUUAGAGGAGGCCACGAGGUGCUCUCCUUAUCACGUAGCAUUGGAUCAGAAGCUCACUGGUGGACUGAUAGAUAUUCUGCAAUCUAACAAGGAAAUUUUUCAAGGAAGAGCAAAGGGGUUUGAUGUGGAAAAUGCUUUAGUGUCAAAAUCUGUUCGUGAUUUUGAAAAAGCAAUAUCUAUGGUAUCUUAUGGCUUUGAGGAAAUAGAAGACUUCUAUUCAAAAUCUAGCACACGAGGCAUGGUUGGGAAUGUCAAGAUUCCAGUUCUUUUUAUCCAGAGUGAUGAUGGGACAGUGCCGCCGUUCUCCAUUCCACACAGUUUGAUUGCUGAAAAUCCAUUUACAAGCCUCCUUUUAUGUUCUUGUGUGCCAUCUAGUGCUGUAGAAAGUGGCAGAGCUGCUGUAUCAUGGUGCCAGAAUCUUACAAUUGAGUGGCUUAUAGCUGUGGAGCUUGGACUUUUGAAGGGUCGUCAUCCACUUCUGAAAGAUGUAGACGUUAACAUCAACCCCUCAAAAGGCCUAACUCCUGUGGAAAGCAGAGAUAAACGAGUUGAACUUAAUAAUCUCUCAAGUCUUUCCCCAACUGACACUAGUGGGUACACCAUAGAACCUAUAAACAAGAUACUUCAAGAUAUCCAAUCAAGAUCCAGAAAAGAUUCCCAAAGAGAUUUAAAACUCGAUGAAGAACUGCAAGGAGUGGAAAAUGAUGCAGUGCAGCAGAGAAGAUCUGUUGAUGCUGAAUUGAUAGAACAGGAUUCUGCAGAUUCUGUAGAUAUUGAAAAUGGUCAAGUGCUGCCAACAGCUCAGGUGGUUAUGAAUAUGCUUGAUGUGAUGAUGCCUGAUACUCUGACCAAAGAAAAAAAGAAGAAGGUUUUGACUGCUGUGGGUCAGGGAGAGACACUUAUUAAAGCUUUGCAAGAUGCUGUACCAGAAGAGGUUGUUGGAAAGCUUACGACUUCUGUAUCUGGAAUUCUGCAAGCUCAACACAGUAACUUAAAUGCUAAUGGACUACUGAGCAUUGGUGAGGUUCCUAAUGUUCCUAAAACAAAGAUACAGGAAAAAGUCAGAGAAGUAUCAAGUGCAGAAGUCACAUCUAAAGAUCCACAUUCUCCAGAUCAGAUGGAAAGGGCUGAGGAUUUGACAGAUGGAUCUGUUAACAAUCAUCCUGGGACAGAGAAGUCUGGUGCUGCACCUGAACAGGAGCUUCACUCUUCGAAGAAUAUACAAAAAUCUAUUGAAACAAGUCAGUCUCAGGUAAUGAGCAGUCAACAAGGUGAUCCAUCUGGGUCUGACAGGAAGGAACCAAAUGAGUCGGGACAUAAGAAUGAGAGUGAUGAGUUUAUCAAAGAAAAAGCUGCAUCUCACUCUGACAGUAGUGAGAAGGGAUUGGAAACCAGCAGUAACCCUAACAUCACCAGCCAUUCUGAGAAGGCUAGUAGCACGGAAGAAGCAAUUGUUGAUGAAUCCAAAGUUGAACAGGGUGGUGGAUCACCUCAAGUAGAAGCAAAAGGGGAGAAUAGCACUCAGAAGAAUGAAGAGAAAACUGCAGAUUCAUCAGCUGAUCAAAAUGGGAUAGUUUCAGCCAAAAUGACAGAAGAACCUCUUCUACCUGCAGUAUCUGCCACUGACUCUCAAACAAUUGAAAGGGGUGGAAAUGAUGAUCAGAAAAAUGAAGAGAAAACUGCAGAUUCAUCAGCUGAUCAAAAUGGGAUAGUUUCAGCCAAUAUGACAGAAGAACCUCUUCCACCUGCAGUAUCUGCUACUGACUCAGAAGCAAUUGAAAGGGUUGGAAAUGGUGAUCAGAAGAGGGAAAACAAAACCAUGCAACCUGCUCAUGAUCAAAAUAAGCCUCCCACAUCUGAUUCUAAUCCCCCUACUUUCAGCGUUACUCAAGCAUUAGAUGCCUUAACAGGGAUGGAUGAUUCUACUCAAGUGGCUGUUAACAGUGUUUUUGGUGUGCUAGAAAGCAUGAUUUCUCAGUUGGAAGAGGAAACAGACCAUGAAAACAAAAUCAAGAAUAAAAAUGAGGUUGAGGGUGAGUUAGUUGAUUCCAAGCCUAAGAAACUGGAAAACGCUAAUCACUCAGGCAAGCAGUCAGACACAUUACAGCAUCCUCCUGUACAUAAGCUCCAUGAAAGUGGUGGCAACCAACAGAAUGUUGCAAGUAGUGGAUUGGUAGAGGAGGAACUCACUGAGGAUCCCAUUUUGUUUAGUGGGAAUGGUACUAGGGGUUCUCAGGGAGAUAUUGCGAGCAACUAUGAAAUUAAGGAAGAACAAAAGAAGGAUCAAUUAGUUAGUGGGAAGCAUUUGGCUGGCUAUGAUGGACAUGUAAAUAGCAUUCCAUUGUACGUAACUGCAAAUCCAUAUGGAGACUUUGUACAGAACAAAUAUUUCCACAGAUAUCUUCUUUCAAAGAUUCCAAAUAGCAAGCCACUUGAUCUAGAUACAACCACUGCUCUGUUGCUUGACUAUUUUCCAGAAGAAGGUAAAUGGAAGCUCCUAGAGCAGCCAGGAAUCACUGGAGAAUCUAUAGGAGGUGUUACCACCAGUAAUGAUGCUGGCAUAAAGGUUCAGGUCCACUCCUCUGGAAAAGAGAAUGAUGGAGAAAGUUAUAUUGAACCAUCAUAUGUAGUAUUAGAUACUGAAAAGCAACAGGAACCUGUUGAAGAAUAUAGCACAAUGGAAAUUUUUACUGAAAAUGAUGAUGGUAUAUUAGAUGAGUUAAUAGAGUUUGUGAAAAUUGUUGUUUUGGAUGCUUUGAGGAUUGAAGUUGGUCGCAAACUAGGUGCAGCUAGCAAGAAAGAAAUGAAAUCCUAUUUUGCUAGAGAUCUUGAGCUAGUAGCAGAUGCUGUGUCUCUGGCCAUUGUACGUAACAAGGAUCAUACUUGGUGCUUGAAAGGUAAAUAUCAUAGAAUUGAAGGUGCUGAAGAAAAAGUUGGUACUGUUCAUGGAGAGCAUAUUGUCAAGGCCAUUUCAUCUUCUGUUCUUAGAACAAAUUAUCUGAGAAGAUUACUGCCAGUUGGUGUCAUUAUAGGGUCUAGCUUAGCUGCUUUGAGAAAAUAUUUUAAUGUAGCUACAAGGAACGAGAAUGACAUAAAAUCCUCAGGUCAAACCCAAAAUCAUGGGCAGAAAAGUCAAGACAAGGUCUGCAUAAAGGAGAUGGAUCAUGAGCUUACAACCAAAAGUGGUCAUAGAACAAGUUUCAACAGUUCAAUAACUAGAGAAGGAGAAGAAGCAACAUUGAAAACUAUAAACAAUGAUAGAGUGAUGGUUGGUGCUGUUACAGCUGCCUUGGGAGCGUCUGCUUUACUAGUUCAGCAGCAGGAUCCAAGCAAUUCCAAGGAAGGUGGGGAAAGUUCAUCCAAGUUCUUGAAGGAAAGAGGAAAUCUUCUAAAGCCAGCUGAAAAGCUGGAGGUAACGGAGUCUGAAAAAAACCCGAACAUUGUUACGAGCCUUGCUGAGAAGGCCAUGUCCGUUGCUGGUCCGGUGGUUCCUACGAGGGAAGAUGGUGGAGUAGAUCAAGAAAGGCUGGUUGCAAUGUUAGCUGACUUGGGACAAAAGGGUGGCAUGUUGAAGCUAGUUGGUAAAAUUGCUUUGCUUUGGGGUGGUAUACGUGGUGCUAUGAGUCUGACAGACAAACUGAUUAUGUUUCUGCAUAUAGCUGAACGCCCCUUGUACCAGAGGGUUCUUGGGUUUGCUGGCAUGGUGCUUGUUCUUUGGUCACCGAUCAUUGUUCCAUUGCUUCCCACUCUUGUACUGAGCUGGACAACGAGCAACCCCUCCAGAUUUGCUGAGUUUGUUUGCAUUGUUGGCCUCUAUACUGCUAUUAUGAUACUUGUUACGUUAUGGGGCAGAAGAAUACGUGGAUAUGAAGAUCCACUAGAGCAAUACGGGUUAGAUUUGACUGCAUUGCCUAAGAUCCAAAAAUAUUUGUGGGGCUUGAUUGGAGGAGUCCUGCUUGUUGCAUCAAUACAGUCCCUAAAUGCUUUACUGGUUUGUGUGAGUUUCUCUUGGCCGUCAGGCAUUCCUUCAUCUUCCUUAGAUGCCAUGACAUGGCUCAAAAUGUAUGUGCAAAUGAUUAUGCUAGCUGGUCGAGGAAUUAUAACGGCAACAGGCAUUGUGCUGGUUGAAGAAUUACUUUUCAGGUCAUGGUUGCCUGAAGAAAUUGAAGCAGAUGUUGGCUAUCAUCAAGCAAUUAUUAUUUCAGGACUGGCAUUCUCUCUUUUCCAGAGGUCUGUCUGGGCAGUGCCAGGGCUUUGGCUUUUUUCCUUGGCUCUUGCAGGGUUUCGGCAAAGAAGCAAAGGCAGCCUGUCCAUUCCAAUCGGGUUGAGGACGGGGAUAAUGGCUUCUAGUUUUGUUUUACAAACAGGAGGCCUUUUGACCUAUAAGCCCAACUAUCCUGUUUGGGUAACUGGGACUCAUCCACUACAACCUUUCAGUGGGGCAAUUGGUCUUGCAUUCUCUUUAUUGAUGGCCAUAUUUCUCUAUCCAUGGCAACCUCUAGAAGAGAAGAGCUUGGGAAGGGCCACGCAGGGAUGAAUAGCGAAAUUUGUUAAUAGAGCAAGAGCAGAUAUGGGGUAAUGCUAGCCCCCACAUUUGUGAUUUGCGUUCCAGAAUGAUAAGAUCGUUUGAAAGAAGAUAAAAAGGUGGUGGUGGAGAAAGGAAACGGAGACAUGCUAGCCAGCAUGCGGAAGAGCAAGUAAGGCCCGGCUCUCUUGUUGUUUAUAAAUAAAUACCACUAAACCGAGUAGCAAUGGCGGACCACCCAGUAUCCACUGCCCAUGAAAAAGAGAACACAAAAGGCAGGAGGCAUUGCUGUAUACGGCGUACGGUCUGUAAAUCUCGAAAGGUAAAAAGCAAUGCAUUUUUCUAAGUAGCUUGUAUAUAAAAGUUUUGACUUCUACCCUGAGGGCGUCAUCAAUAAACAGGUAAAGGGGUUUGUUACCGUUUGUGGAUUGUGAUUAAUAUAGUUCUUUGCAAAAAAUUUUUACAUCAUUAUUAAUACAUGAUAAUUUUUUGGUUCA